Messenger RNA from Raphanus sativus (radish), 1497 nucleotides. RefSeq lists its product as uncharacterized. The record is from RefSeq and is a predicted model, not a curated record. NCBI's taxonomy places the organism in Eukaryota, Viridiplantae, Streptophyta, Magnoliopsida, Brassicales, Brassicaceae. The transcript is spliced from 3 exons. Gene Ontology annotation, biological process: telomere maintenance; DNA repair. Gene Ontology annotation, molecular function: DNA helicase activity. Bases 1 to 1497 code for a protein of 498 amino acids.
AUGCCAAAGCCCUUCUGCGAUGCUCCUGAUUUACAAAACGUUUUGAUCACGGAUGAGCUGAGUUACAACCGUGAUAAGUUAAGAGAAGAGCAUCAUAGGGACGUUUUGAAAAUGACUGAUGAGCAAAAGAAGAUCUACAAGGAGAUUAUUGAUGCUGUUACAGAAAAAAGAUUAUUAUCUGCUGCUAUUAGAUCCAGAGGUGAGAUUGCGUUGAAUGUUGCAUCAAGUGGUAUUGCUUCCCUUCUGUUACAAGGAGGAAGGACUGCACAUUCUAGAUUCGGUAUACCAAUCAAUCCAGAUGAGUACUCUUUUUGUAAUUUGCCACCAGGGACAGAUGCUGCUAAUUUGGUUAAAGAAGCCUCUAUGAUUAUUUUGGAUGAAGCACCGAUGAUGAGCAAGCACUGUUUUGAGUCACUCGAUAGGAGCUUAGCCGACAUUAUGAGGAUUAAAGAAAAGAAGCCAUUUGCUGGGAAAGUUGUUGUAUUAUGUGGAGAUUUUAGGCAAGUUCUGGCUGUUAUAAAUGGUGGCUCGAGGCCUGAGAUUGUGUUGAAUUCGCUAAAUUACUCUUACUUGUGGAAACAUUGCAAAGUGCUCAGAUUAACAAAGAACAUGAGGUUGCUGUCGACUAAUAUGACCCCGGAAGAGUUGAAGGAACUUGAAUCAUUUUUGAAGUGGAUAUUGGAUGUUGGAGAUAGAGUUGCUGGUGAGUCAAAUGAAGGUGAUGCACUAAUCACUAUCCCGGAUGAAUUUCUUAUAAUGGAUGCCAACGAUCCCGUAGAAUCAAUCAGCCAUGAAAUAUAUGGAGAUACAACAGCUCUACAGCAGCAGAAGGAUCCUAUUUUUUUUCAAGAGAGAGCUAUUCUUUGCCCGACAAAUGAGGAUGUGAACAAUAUAAACCAGCAUAUGUUGGAUAAGCUCGAGGGUGAAGAGAGAACAUAUUUGAGCUCUGACAGCAUCGACCCAUCUGAUACACGUUCCGUUAAUGAUCUGACUCUCACACCAGAUUUUUUAAACAGUAUCAAGGUAUCAGGCUUACCAAAUCAUCAUCUUAGGUUGAAAAUUGGAUGCCCUGUCAUGUUGCUGAGGAACAUUGAUAAUGUUGGAGGUCUGAUGAAUGGAACUAGAUUGCAGAUUAUAGAUAUGUGUGAAUUCUGUGUGAAAGCAAGAAUUAUUACAGGAAAGAGAGUUUGGAAAGUUGUUAUAGUUCCUAGACUGUCUAUUACUCCAUCAGACAAUAAGUUACCAUUCAAGAUGAGGAGAAGGCAGCUUCCUAUUUCUGUGGCCUUUGCUAUCACGAUUAAUAAAAGUCAGGGACAGUCUCUGUCACAUGUUGGUAUUUAUUUACCACGCCCUGUGUUCUCUCACGGACAGCUCUAUGUUGCUAUCUCUAGGGUCACAUCCAAAAAAGGUUUGAAGAUUUUGAUUCUAGACGAUAAUGGUAAGCCUCAGAAACAGACAAGAAAUGUGGUAUUCAAAGAGAUUUUUCAAAAUCUCUGA